Messenger RNA from Brienomyrus brachyistius, 3931 nucleotides. Its product is annotated as protein O-GlcNAcase-like. The transcript is spliced from 17 exons. Gene Ontology annotation, molecular function: beta-N-acetylglucosaminidase activity. The record is from RefSeq and is a predicted model, not a curated record. NCBI's taxonomy places the organism in Eukaryota, Metazoa, Chordata, Actinopteri, Osteoglossiformes, Mormyridae. Gene Ontology annotation, biological process: glycoprotein metabolic process. The coding region runs from base 355 to 2877 and encodes 840 amino acids.
GGAGUCUGCGCCGUGCGAAUUAACAAGAAGAAGGUGCUGCAUGUGGGCAGGGCUACCGGUGUAAACAAGCACCGUUUAAAAUCAGAAAUACAAUAAAUAUGCAUCAUCAACUCCACGUAUUGCUGUUGAUUUUUGCUGCCUGAAAAUUGCACUGAGCCAAAAAAGAAAGUUGUUCGUCUUGUUAUGCUCCUUUUCUGGCUCGGCUACGCGAAGUUAAGUCACUUUGUAUUUGGGUUUAUUAAAACGUUUAACUUAUUUGCGCUGCUUAAUCUCGGCGCCUCGGCAAACCUGGAGAGGGGACCAGUGUGACUGGGUCUGAACAGGUCUCUCGGAUUGUCUUGGCCUUUCAGUGCAAUGGUUGAGAACAACGCGCAGCCCCCGGGCGAGCCCGUCGUAUCCCCAGAACCUGGCGCAGGCGGCGGCUUCAUCAUCGGCGUUGUGGAAGGCUUCUAUGGGCGACCGUGGACGAUGGCACAACGGGAGGAGCUUUUCAGGAGACAAAGGAAAUGGGGAUUAAAAACAUACCUCUAUGCACCAAAGGAUGACUACAAACACAGGGUCUUCUGGAGGGAGCUGUAUUCUGUAGAAGAAGCUGAACGACUCGUGACUCUGAUCUCGUCUGCAAAAGAGCAUGGCAUCCAGUUCAUCUACGCCAUCUCUCCUGGACUGGACAUCACCUUUUCUAGCCAGAAGGAUGUGUCCAGUUUGAAGCGAAAGCUAGAUCAGGUGUCUCACUUUGGCUGCACAUCCUUCGCCCUCCUCUUCGAUGAUAUCGACCACAACAUGUGUCCAGCAGACAAGGGCGCAUUCAGCUCCAUUGCACACGCUCACGUGUCCAUCACCAAUAAGGUCUUCCACUUCCUGGGCAAGCCACACCCCUUUCUCUUCUGCCCUACAGAGUACUGUGGAACUCUGUGCUACCCCAGCGUCUCUCAGUCACCGUACCUGCACACCAUCGGAGAGAAACUGGACCCAGGCAUCCAGGUACUCUGGACAGGGCCCGAGGUCGUCUCGAAAGAAAUCUCGUUGCACUCCAUUGAGGAGGUUUUUCAGGUCCUGAAGAGACCCCCAGUGCUCUGGGACAACAUCCAUGCUAACGACUAUGACCCAAAGCGUCUCUUCCUGGGCCCUUUUAAGGGCCGCCCUACGGAGCUCAUACCCCAUCUGCAGGGUGUGCUCACCAACCCCAACUGUGAGUUCGAGUGCAAUUUUAUAGCCAUCCAUACACUGGCCAUGUGGUAUAAAUCAAGGACAGAUGAUGGUCACGGAGAUGUCGUCAUGGCAGAGGGUGAGGACAGUGCUGUAUUGGUGCCGAUUGAACUGGAGAAGCAGGCUAGAGAUGAGAGCCUAGAGAAAGACAUUCCCUACAGCCCAGAGCUGGCCCUUCAGCUGGCCCUCACUGUGUGGCUUACCGAGUUUGCACAGCCUCACAAAUACUACGGGUGCCAUGGACCCCAAAGCGACACAAAGCCCUCCGGGGCUCACACUGCCUCCACCAUUAUCACUACCAUCUUCCAGCAACCCAUCAUGAGCCUGGGGCUGCUGCCCAGCCAGAAGAAGGAGUCUGACGAGGAGCCCAUGGAGAUGGCAGAGGAGAAGCAGGAGGAGAUGGACCGAUUCUUGACGGCGGUGGAGGUUGGCCCUGUGCCCCGAGAGAUGGGGGGUCGCCUGGUGGACAUGCAGCUGGGUCUCACGGAGCAGGCGGUGUCCCUGGCCGACCCGCCCACCCUGGAAGACCUGCAGCUUCUUGUGGAUCUCUUCUACCUGCCUUAUGAGCAUGGACCCCAGGCCAUGCAAAUGCUCAGGGAGUUCAACUGGCUGAGAGCCAACUGUAGUGUGGUCAGCGUCAGCUCAAAGUGCAAGGAGCCCCACAAGGUGGCAGAGUGGAGGACUCGAGCGAAGAUGUUCGGGGGGAUGUGCAGCUCUGUCAUCCAGAUGUUUACCAGGCUGUCCAGCUGCGCCAGCAGGACAAUCCUCUGUGAUCUGUAUCCCUACAUCUGGGACAUGAAGAACAUCAUGUCUGUGGUGAAAGCAUUUGUUCUUUGGUUAGAUGGGAGAAUUCUCAGCACAAGUUUCUACUGCUACUGGAUCGACAACGGUCGAUGGUGUCACAAUCAGCCACCUGAGGUUCUUUUAGGGGGAGACCAGGAGACCUGGGCCUUCAGGGGUGGCCUGGCAGGGGAGUUCCAGAGGCUGUUGCCGAUCGAUGGGGCAGUUGACCUGUUUUAUCAGCCUCCACCCCCUGUACCCACCUCCAAGACGUACAGCAUCAGGCCCUAUGCUCCUCGGGACGAGCCUGCGGUGUAUCGGAUCUGCAGUGAGGUGUUCAGAGAAGCGGCGGGGGACCAGGCUUUCUCAGAGCACGAGCCGGAUCUCAUCGGUGACAGGCUGGUAGGAGGCUUCUUGACCCUGAGCCCAGAAUACAGCUUUGUGCUGGAGGAUGAGGAGGGCAUCUGGGGCUAUGCCCUGGGCACCGUGCACGUCGAACCCUUCUUUAAGAAGUGCAAGAUGUGCUGGAUUCCCAGUAUGCAGGAGAAGUACAGCAAACCCAAGUGUGAGGAGCAGCUGUCUGAGGCACAGAAAAUGAAGCUGAGCUUCCAUGAGGAACAGGAGAGCAUGCCAGAGUCCUUCCUCAGUAGUUUCCCCUCUCUCAUCAAGCUGGAUGUCCACUCCAAAGUUACUGACCCCAGCGUGGCCAAGUGCAUGAUGGGAUGUCUGCUCUCCUCUCUAAAAGCUAAUGGCUCCCAUGGCGCCUAUUGUGAGGUGAGAGAGACGGAAACAAAAAUGGUGAGCUUCUACAACAAACUGGGCUUAUUUGAAGUGGCCAGCAUGGAGGGAUUCCCCAAAGAUGUGAUCAUCAUGGGUCGGACACUGUGAACAUGGUGGAACUCGGGAGGAGUGAUGUGCUUGUAGAUGCCAGCAGAACGUGUUUAUUACCUUUAUAAGAGCCAGGAGAACAUGUAUCCAUCUUCACUGGCUUUGGGUUCGCUGCUGUAGCCUUUUAGAAUAGCUGGAGAGUCGUUUCAAACCCCUGUAUACCUUCCCUGCUUCAACAGUUGGGGGUAUGGCUUCGGGUCACUGGUCCUGUGGCCUGGGGUAAUGAGAAAUGCACACUGCUGCCCUCCACUGGGACAGGGCCAAAUGGGCAGCUGCCUCUGUCCUUGCCCCUCAUGGUGCCUACAGCCAUGUGUCCAGACUCGGAAAGGCCUGGCCUGCCCUGGAUGCACACGCUAAAGGAUAUAGCUGCCAGGGAGAAAUUGCAGCAUCCAUCCUGCAGCUCGCCAGCUAUUCUCAUUUAUGGCAAAGGGGCAAAAUCAAUCCAGAAUUCAGUCCUGAGGUAGAUCUUUGUGUUAAAACGGUCUAAUUUCUGAAUUUAGUGCUUGAUUCAUCGCCUCACAUAAAUAAUUGGGAUGAAAACGCCUUCAAGGUUCUGAUUUAAGUGCUCGAUUCAAGUAUUCCUCUGAACAGACAAUGUAAAGCGGGACAUCUCUGCCCUGAAGACUUUUUCCCCUCUUUGGAAAGAUUUUUUUCCCCCAAAAAAUAGCCUUAAAUUUAAAAUAGAGCUCGGUUUUGGAAAACAAAUGUUACACAGUAUGAAGAUGAGGUUUUUGUGAACAUUUUGAUGUAAUUAAAAAUUUAAGUAAGUGUGCAGAACCCAGUCUUUGUAUUGUAAAACAUUCAUAUUUUUUCACACUUGUGCUGUAGUGCUUGACUUUCACUGUCUCCAUGUCUGUAUAGUACAAUGAUAUUCUUAUGCUGGAGCCACACAGAAAUUGAAUACAUUCAUUUAUUUAGCAUUACCUUAAACAUAGCAUUGAUUUUAAGAUAAAGAAAGAAGAAGAAUCCACUGUAUUGUCAGAAAUCCCCAGUACAUCUUGCCUUGUGGGUUGUGUAAUUAAAUGGUAAAUUAUGUAAUAAAUGGUAAAGCCAA